GCGAGCGCCAAGGUGUCCAAUGGUGGCGCAGAGAGGUAGCAUAUUAUUAACAUGUUAUUACAGGAGGUGUUUUAGAUAUUGAUCCAGUAUUCCGUCGUAGUUACAAACUCACUCACAGGCUAAAAACACGGACCUGUUAAACUCGACUGUUUAACGAGUGAAAACAAACAAAAGCGGGGGGAAAAAUGCCCAAGAGGAAGUCACCUGAGGGAGCGGAGGGGAAAGACUCCACUAAAGUCACAAAGCAGGAGCCCACUCGGAGGUCAGAGCGCCUGUCUUCGAAACCGGCUCCUCCUAAAACCGAGCCCAAACCCAAAAAAGCUGCAGCUAAGGCAUCUGACGACAAAGCGGCGAAAGGAAAGAAGGGCGGAGCCAAAGGGAAGAAGGAGGAGAAAGAGGCGGUGCCCACUGAGAAUGGAGAGACCAAGGCAGAGGGGGAAUCCACUGAGGCCGAGGCAGAUGCUAAGGAGUGACUCUAGUUGGUUUUCUGGGGAACGGAAAAGACAUUUUUUUAUUCUUUAUUGAGUAUUUUGUAAGAUGCUAACUUUUUUUAGACUUGUCAUCGUAGAUUUACUUAGCAAGCUCACACUCCCCCCAGAAGUCCCCGUUCUACUCUGUUAUCACCGGAUCGGACAGAUCUGUCGAUGAAAAAACAAGAAAACUCUUCUUUUUUCUUUUUUUCUUUUUUUUUUUUUUCUUAAAUGUUUCACCACCAGCAGCAGCCAUAUCAGUUCGUAACUUUAUAGUCAGUCGGAAACCUGCGUCCCUACGUCCCAUCCAGUAACGUAACAACACGUGCUUAAUGUUUGUGCCGUGCUGAAUGAGUCGUCUGGUCAUUCAGGCUCACCAGUUAAGUGUGUAUUCUGAGUCUUCUGGGUUUUUCAAUUAUAAUCACUUGUAUAAUGUAUGAUUAUAAUAAUAAUAAUAAUAAUAAUAAUAAUAACGUCGCUGAAUGAGAAAGAUUGCGACUAAAAGGGAAAAAAACAAUUGUUUCCAAAUUGUUUUUUUUUUUUUAAUCCUCUUUAUUGGGCAGAUCGGGACUCGGAUUGGGACUCUUUUUAUUUUUUUAUUUUUUUAUUUUUAAUUUGCUGAGUUAAAUAUGACCCUUAAUGUAAUGGCACAUAACCAUAGCAAUAACCACAGGGUGCUGAGAGUGACGUUCGUUCUGAAACUGAACCUGACAUGCUUCUGGAGGUCCGCCUGCCUGGCUGGUUUGGGAUAUUGUCUGUGAAAAUGUUUUCAAAUAAAACCAUGAAAGAAAAAAAAGUGCUGUGUGUGUGCGCGUGUGUGUGUGUGUGUGUGUGUGUGUGUGUGUGUGUGUGUGUGUGUUUAUAAACAUUCGUGCUUCACUUCCUGAAUGAUAUUUGCUUGCAUAGAGGCACAAGUUUCUGGUUCCCUGGUUUGAGUUUAGAGUUUAAACCUGAUAGAAAACCGGUGAAGAUCCGACCAGAAGCCACAAAGGCCUUUCAUUAGGUUUCUGUACACGUGACACAGGCACAUGAUCCUAAACUAUCACUUUCACUCACUUACACACACACACACACACUCACUAAAUACAACUGCUGAUGUCAGGAAGUGAAAGGUCAGCAGUGUUACAAAGGAUUGGGAACACAAGGGGGAAUUUAAAGGCCU
Messenger RNA from Ictalurus furcatus (blue catfish), 1632 nucleotides. RefSeq names its product high mobility group nucleosomal binding domain 3 (gene hmgn3). Gene Ontology annotation, biological process: chromatin organization. Gene Ontology annotation, cellular component: chromatin; nucleus. Gene Ontology annotation, molecular function: nucleosomal DNA binding. The record is from RefSeq and is a predicted model, not a curated record. The transcript has 6 exons. NCBI's taxonomy places the organism in Eukaryota, Metazoa, Chordata, Actinopteri, Siluriformes, Ictaluridae. The coding region runs from base 186 to 473 and encodes 95 amino acids.